This is a messenger RNA of Rhipicephalus microplus (southern cattle tick), 1221 nucleotides long. Its product is annotated as RYamide receptor. Gene Ontology annotation, biological process: G protein-coupled receptor signaling pathway. Gene Ontology annotation, molecular function: neuropeptide Y receptor activity; neuropeptide binding. Gene Ontology annotation, cellular component: neuron projection; plasma membrane. NCBI's taxonomy places the organism in Eukaryota, Metazoa, Arthropoda, Arachnida, Ixodida, Ixodidae. The record is from RefSeq and is a predicted model, not a curated record.
CACAUGGAGACCGAGAGCGAGCUGUCAUUGUCCAGCGGGGAGGAGGCGUCGCCAUCAGCCGCGAGUAACUGGAGUGGCGGCAACGGGUUAGAUGCGGCGGCCAGCUGCGAUGUGUCGCCUCAGGUGCCCGAAGGCAUCCAGGCGCUGAUGUACCUCAUGUAUAUUGCCGUAUCGGUGGCUGCCAUUGGCAGAAACGGCAUCGUCUGCUACAUCGUAAUCGCCUACCAGCGCAUGCGCACUGUCACCAACAUGUUCAUUAUGAAUCUGGCCAUCGGUGACAUUCUGAUGGCCUGUCUCUGCAUUCCGUUCACGUUCGUGUCCAACCUCCUGCUGGGAUAUUGGCCCUUCGGCGGCGUCAUGUGCGUAUUGGUUACGUACGCGCAAUGCGUGACCGUUUUCAUCUCAGCCUACACGCUGAUCGCCAUCUCGGUAGACCGGUACACAGCCAUCGUGUACCCGCUGCGGCCGCGCAUGAGCAAGCUGCGCUCCAAGCUCAUCAUCGCUCUCGUCUGGCUGGUGGCGCUGGUGACGCCGCUGCCCACGGCGCUCGUGACGCAGCUGGUGCCGCACCCGUGCGCCAACCGCACCUACUACUGCCUCGAGCAAUGGGGGCGGCCCGAGCAGACCGCCUACUACAGCAUGGCACUCAUGAUCCUUCAGUACUUCUUCCCACUGCUUGUACUCAUCUUCACGUACACACGUAUCGCGGUCGUCGUCUGGGGAAAGGAGACGCCCGGUGAAGCACAGGACGCCCGCGACCAACGGAUGGCCGCUUCCAAGAGGAAGAUGACCAAGAUGAUGAUCACGGUGGUGACGGUCUUCAUGCUCAGUUGGCUGCCCCUGAACACCUACAUCUUGCUGUCGGAUUUGGACCCGGGCGUGAACAACUACGAACACAUCCGCUACGUCUACUUCAUCAUCCACAGGUUGGCCAUGAGCCACGCUUCGUACAACCCUCUCAUCUACUGUUGGAUGAAUGCGAAGUUCCGCGACCGUUUCUGCCAGCUGUUCCGGCGCUCUAAGCUCUGCUGGCCCUCCCGGCUGCGCCACCAGCGCCCGCUGCGCAAGGAGUCCGCCGCCGAGGUGGCCGCCCUGCGCCGCUGCAAUACGUACACCACGUACGUGAGCGUGCGCGCCGUGCCGGGAUCCAGCUAUCGCUUCACCAAGGACGCCGCGCAAACAAACGGCAAGCCCAAGCGCUACGAGGACUCCAGGGUUUAA